CGGCGCCCCGCCCCCGCGGGCGGCUCCCGGCACUCUUAACGCGCCCCAGUGCUGCGUCCGGCCUUAGCAGUUGCCGGCAGCUCCGCUGCGCUGCGUCUCCGCGUCCUCGGCCUCCCCACCCGCCCGUUCGCCCGGCCGCGCCAUGGAGGCCUACCAUAAGCCAGACCAGCAGAAGCUGCAGGCCCUGAAGGACACAGCCAACCGCCUGCGCAUCAGUUCCAUCCAGGCCACCACGGCGGCCGGCUCGGGCCACCCCACGUCAUGCUGCAGCGCCGCCGAGAUCAUGGCUGUCCUCUUCUUCCACACCAUGCGCUACAAGGCCAUGGAUCCCCAGAGCCCUCACAACGACCGCUUUGUGCUCUCCAAGGGCCACGCAGCGCCCAUCCUGUAUGCCGUCUGGGCUGAAGCCGGCUUCCUGCCCGAGGCAGAGCUGCUGAACCUGAGGAAGAUCAGCUCUGACUUGGACGGGCACCCUGUCCCGAAACAAGCUUUCACCGACGUGGCCACGGGCUCCCUGGGCCAAGGCCUCGGGGCCGCUUGCGGGAUGGCCUACACCGGCAAAUACUUGGACAAAGCCAGCUACCGUGUCUACUGCCUGCUGGGAGAUGGGGAGCUGUCAGAGGGCUCCGUGUGGGAGGCCAUGGCCUUUGCGGCCAUCUACAAGCUGGACAACCUCGUCGCCAUUCUUGACAUCAACCGCCUGGGCCAGAGCGACCCCACCCCGCUGCAGCAUCAGAUGGACGUCUACCAGAAGCGCUGCGAGUCCUUCGGCUGGCACGCCAUCAUCGUAGAUGGACACAGCGUGGAGGAGCUGUGCAAGGCCUUCGGGCAGGUCAAGAACCAGCCAACGGUCAUCAUUGCCAAGACCUUCAAGGGUCGAGGCAUCACAGGAAUAGAAGAUAAGGAGUCUUGGCAUGGGAAGCCCCUCCCCAAAAACAUGGCUGAUCAGAUCAUCCAGGAAAUCUACAGCCAGAUCCAGAGCAAAAAGAAGAUCCUGGCAAAACCCCCUCAGGAGGACACCCCCUCGGUGGACAUUACCAACAUCAGAAUGCCCACCCCACCCAGCUACAAAGUUGGGGACAAGAUAGCCACCCGCAAGGCCUAUGGGCAGGCCCUGGCCAAGCUGGGCCACGCCAGCGACCGCAUCAUCGCCCUGGACGGGGACACCAAGAAUUCCACCUUCUCAGAACUUUUCAAAAAGGAGCACCCAGACCAAUUCAUCGAGUGCUACAUUGCUGAGCAGAACAUGGUGAGCAUCGCCGUGGGCUGUGCCACACGUGACAGGACGGUGCCCUUCUGCAGCACCUUUGCAGCCUUCUUUACGCGGGCCUUUGACCAGAUUCGCAUGGCAGCCAUCUCCGAGAGCAACAUCAACCUCUGCGGCUCCCACUGCGGCGUGUCCAUCGGGGAAGAUGGGCCCUCCCAGAUGGCCCUGGAAGAUCUGGCUAUGUUUCGGUCUGUCCCCAUGUCAACCGUCUUUUACCCAAGCGAUGGGGUGUCUACAGAGAAGGCAGUGGAAUUAGCAGCCAAUAGAAAGGGCAUCUGCUUCAUCCGGACCAGCCGCCCAGAAAACGCCAUCAUCUACAACAACAACGAGGAUUUCCAAAUCGGACAGGCCAAGGUGGUCCUGAAGAGCAGGGACGACCAGGUGACUGUGAUCGGGGCUGGGGUGACCCUGCAUGAGGCCUUGGCUGCUGCUGACCUGCUAAAGAAAGAGAAGAUCAACAUUCGCGUGUUGGACCCUUUCACCAUCAAGCCCCUGGACAAGAAGCUCAUUCUCGACAGUGCCCGUGCUACCAAGGGCAGGAUCGUCACCGUGGAGGACCACUACUAUGAAGGUGGCAUAGGUGAGGCAGUGGCCUCUGCAGUAAUGGGCGAGCCUGGCGUCACUGUCACUCGCCUGGCUGUCAGCCAUGUGCCAAGAAGCGGAAAACCAACAGAGCUGCUCAAGAUGUUCGGCAUUGACAAGGACGCCAUCGCGCAAGCCGUGCGGGGCCUGGUCACCAAGUCCUAGUGGGGGGUGUGGGGUACAGCGUGGGAGUGAGUUCUACACAUUCCUGAGAUCCCGGCAGAGGUGCUCAAAGAUGUACCAAGAGGAGUCAUAAAUAUAUGUUUUGAGAAAAAUGAA
Orcinus orca (killer whale) is the source of this 2128-nucleotide messenger RNA. RefSeq names its product transketolase (gene TKT). The transcript has 14 exons. The record is from RefSeq and is a predicted model, not a curated record. Gene Ontology annotation, molecular function: thiamine pyrophosphate binding; transketolase activity. Gene Ontology annotation, biological process: pentose-phosphate shunt, non-oxidative branch; ribose phosphate biosynthetic process. NCBI's taxonomy places the organism in Eukaryota, Metazoa, Chordata, Mammalia, Artiodactyla, Delphinidae. Bases 143 to 2014 code for a protein of 623 amino acids. Gene Ontology annotation, cellular component: extracellular exosome; endoplasmic reticulum membrane.